This is a messenger RNA of Ruditapes philippinarum (Manila clam), 4802 nucleotides long. RefSeq names its product protein unc-50 homolog A-like. The record is from RefSeq and is a predicted model, not a curated record. The transcript is spliced from 7 exons. The coding region runs from base 174 to 1034 and encodes 286 amino acids. Gene Ontology annotation, cellular component: Golgi membrane. NCBI's taxonomy places the organism in Eukaryota, Metazoa, Mollusca, Bivalvia, Venerida, Veneridae.
AUAUUAUCAAUACACAUAACAUAAAUUUCUUUUGUGAUAAUUUAAUGUCUCACAGUCUGCAAGAUUUUUUUAAAAAAUAAUUCUUAAGAAUCUGUGUAUUUAAAUAAUGGUAUUUAUACUCGUUUAAUAUUUUUCUGUCUUUUUGUUUAAGCAGGUUUCUCUCAGGUUUGAUAAUGACCAGUCAGAGAGAUGCUUUCAGUUACCGGAGUGUUUCUCCGACAAUGUCACCGACACUUUCUCCACAUGCAUCUCCCCCAUCAUCACCAUACUUCUCCAAGACAGAGGACCCUGCGAGGCAGGAACUGAGAUUAUCGGCAAAUGCAAAACGACAGAAAUAUUUGAGGCGGUUGUUAAAAUUUAAACAGAUGGAUUUUGAAUAUGCAUUCUGGCAAAUGAUAUAUCUGUUUGUAGCGCCACAAAAAGUAUACAGAAAUUUUCAGUAUAGGAAAAACACAAAAGACCAGUGGGCAAGAGAUGACCCUGCUUUCCUAGUCUUGCUGAGUUUUUGGUUGAUAAUUCCAUCAAUUGGAUUUGCUGUGGUGCUAGGUCUACAUUUUCUAGGAUUUCUCAAGUUUAUACUCUGGGUGGUAUUUGUAGACUGUAUAGGCGUGGGACUACUAAUUGCCACAUUGUUCUGGUUUAUUACAAACAGAUAUAUGGUAAUAUCGCCGCCCAGAGGUCAAGAGAUCCCGAAAGGUCAGGACGUAGAGUGGGGUUACGCUUUUGACGUUCAUCUCAACGCCUUCUUCCCUCUUCUUAUGAUUCUUCAUCUUUUUCAGCUGGCUUUUCUACACUCUGUGAUAAACCAAGACUGGUUUGUUGGUCGAUUCUUUGGUAAUACACUGUGGUUGGUGGCAAUUUGUUACUAUAUAUACAUCACAUUUCUUGGUUACAGUGCGUUACCAUUUUUAAAGAACACUCGAGCCUUGCUAUUUCCUGUCACAGGUGUGAUAAUUGUUUAUGUACUCUCAUUGAUUUUAAACUGGAACUUCAGUUGGCAUAUGUGUACUUUCUACAGAUUCCGUGUGUUCUAGCAGUGUGUAAUGUUUAUGCACAAAUCCAGCAUAGACAGUUCGAGAUUGUGAAAAGUGUAUAUAAAGUGUACAGAACUUGCAUUGUAAAAUAAAAACUAAAAUAAUGGGAACCACAGAGUGUGUAAUAGAUGGUAUUUUAUACAGGUUAUGUAUCUAUAUUUAAAGUGUACAUGUAAUAGUAUUGAUGGAAUAUUUAGCUGGACCCAUGCUACGGAUAGCUUAAUUUUUUUAAAGACAAUUUUUAUCUCUAACUAGAGAUAGUUUCCUGAACAGAAAUUCAAGAUUUUCUUGUAUUUCUUUUUUUCAUGUAUAUAGAUUAAGUUACGUUAAGAAAACAGUUUGGUCUCUGGUAACAGAAUAAAGAAAAUAUUUUUCAGCAUGCUUUUUUUUAAAGAAAAAGUUGAGCCAUUAUGAUUGCUGCAACACCAUUGUUGUCAUGAUGCAUAACUUUAAUGUAGCCAAUUAUUCAAAUAUUUUAAAAGGCUUUAAUUUGAAACUUGAAAUUUUUGCUUAUCAUGAGUUGAUGAAGUUGCAAGAUAUAAAACUGUAUUCUAAAAUAAGUUUUAUAAUUUGGAGUUAUGCCCCUUUUUAAAAAAAAAAAUGUUUGAUCAAAAUUGUUUUUUGAUAGUCGUUCCCCUUAAUACACAAGAGUUAACAACUGUUACAAUGGUUCAUGCUAAAUCCAGUCUUUAAAGUACAUAUAUUUUACAAUAAAGAAAAAUGGCAGUAUUCCAGAGAUGAGUGUGAAAAUAAGAUAUACCUUCCCUACCUUUGAUUUAUUUUUGAAACAGAGUAUUUUUAAUGAAAACAUGACUUAGCUAGAUUAAAGAAGAUGAUAAACUUAAAAAGAUUUAAAAGAAAUUAUUUUUCUUCACUAAUUGAAAUGAUUUGUAUUUAGUUUAAGAUACUGUGAUAGUAUUCAAACUGUCUUAAAGCAGCAUGCCUCCAAAUUCAUGCAAAUUUUCAUGAAAAUUUUGAAAAUAUAUUUAAAAGUAAAGCAUUGUGAAGUGAACAAAGAAAGUGAUUUUCACAUUGAAAACAGCACUUACAAACCACGAAAAUUACCAAAAAAGGUAAAAAUAUGCAAAAAAUACCCCUUACUGCUUUAGUCAUGCAGUAGAAUUAUGGUUAUAAAUACUGCAAAAUCAGUUAUUAAUCACAAAAGACAUGUCAAUUAUCUCAUAAAUUUUAAAUCAUUUUACUUUCCUUAAAAUCUUAGAACAUUUUUCUCAAGUUUGAUUCUCUUUAAAUAUUUUGGCACGUCUGAAACAUGCAGCUUUAAAAGAAGGUCCUAGCUGAUGCUCCACUGCUUUUUUCCCAAGAUCAUGUAUAGGUGCAAAAAGAAGGACUGUCUUUUAUGAGAUUGAUUUACCUUAUUUUUGAAUGUAUAAGUAAAAUUGCAUUUAUUGUUUAACCUAGUAACUUUAACUGAACCUGUGACAAAAUUUCCAACAUGAAGAGAGAAAACUCUUUUUUUCUAGAAUAGUGCAAGAUGUGUUUUUAUUUAUUAUGGAAGCUGUAUGUUAGUGCUAUGCAUAAUUAUACAUAUUACUUUGUAAUAUUCUGUAAAUAUUAUAUUUGUAUAAAAGGGGGUCAAUCUAGCACGGGGAGGGGAUUUUAGACGGCUGAUCUGUUAAACUUCAUUUAAUAUCACCUAAGUUGAACUUCAUGGUCAUGUGUAAUAAAGCAUUGCUAAGGAUAGUGACUUAUUUUCAUGUACUUUAUUUUUCGAUAAGUCUCGCUUUUAAACAUGAUGUAUUUAAUAUAACUUUCUUUAAUGAUUUAUUUUUUUAAGUGUAUGUCAAUCCAACUCAUGAAAGUUUAUUUGUCAAUUCUUGUAAAGUAUUUAUAUAAUUACUUACAGAGGAAAUCUUAUUUACAUCAGUCCUUAGCCUGCAGGAACUGGAAAAGAUGUUAACAGUAUAGAGCCAGGCCAGCCUGCACAUCCAUGCAGUCUGACCAAGCUCUGUACUGUUGACUGACUUUUAGUUUUCAUCUUGAUAUGCCCAAGAUUAAUAAUGGACAGUUCCUAAAAUGUAAGCUGGACAAGUCCAUUUAAGAAAUUUAGUAUGUUAAGAUUGGGAUUGGUUAAGUUAUACUGUAUACAUUGACUUCUCAUUGUAUGAAGACAUUCACACAUAUAUCGUAGGUAAAUUUACAUUUCCCUGGGAUAGAUUUAUUUAUGCAUUUGACCUAUUUAUACAUUGUAUGUGUACUACCUUAUUUUGAGCUUACCAGAGCACAUCAUGCUCUAGAUUUGCUAUUGUGAUCACUCGCUGUCCCUUGUUUGUCUUAAAGGCCUAUUAUGCCUCAGAAAUGAAAUCAUUUUUAUUUGUCAAAAGAAGAAAAAAUGUAUCUUGUUUAAGUUUCUAAAAAAUACUCAUUUACCACAUAAAUGAUCUUUUACUUCUUUUGCUGUAUUAACAAUGGGUAUAAUUAUAGUGAAUUAGUAUUUUGUAUGGAAGUCAAACUACUACUUUGUUUACAUUUUGAUACCUUUACAACAUAUAUGUAUUACUGCACAUUCAGCGCAACUUUCGCCAGUUGAAAAACAUUGAAUAUGCUCUGAAUCCAUUAUUAAAACAUUAUUAAACACAUGUUUGACAUUUUUAAAGAAUAUAUAAAAAGGAUUUCUGAGGCAUAAUGUGCCUUUAAGUGUGCUAACAUUUGGAUUCUUAGGUGGCUACAGAAACAGAAGGCAACUGUACUUUCCUUUUUGAUGACAUUCAUUUCAUAAGUUCCUACGUGGCUAUGUUUUCUCAUCCACUCUUUGGCUAAAAAACAUAGAAGGAGAGCAAUUUGUACAGUAAUGGGUUAAGUCCUUCUAAAUUUAAUUAUUUCACAGAAAUUAUACUAGUGUGACCACCUACUAAAUAUAUUUUGAUUAUUUUGAUUCGAGAAAAAACAUGGCUACCUUAUAGGGUAGAUUUUUUCCCUAUAUAUAGAUAUGGCUAUAUGUAGAUAUGGGAAAACUAAAAAGAAAACUGAGUAUCCAAGAACAGUUAAUUAUAAAUCCAAGGAAAUAAACACAUUUUGAGCUUCCAGCAUGAAUAAUUCAGAAGAAAAAUAACACAAAAACAAAACAUUUUAUUUUGAUGAAAUUAAAAUUUUUAUUUGUACAUUAAUCAAUGUACUCCUGGAAAAUAUAACACCUUCUGAAGUAUUUUCUACAGAAUAUACAGUUUGUUAAAUCUGUUGGUCAGAUUUUGAUAUAAUUAAUUUUUGGUUGGUGUAAAUUUCCUAACAUAUUUACAUAUAAAGAGAAAACUUCAUAGUCUGGUGAGCAAUAUAGGGCUAUGAUGGCACUCUUGUAGUUUUUCCUAUGAUCAGUGUGUUGUUAUAUUGUAUUUUAUUUGCUUUGCACAGUUAUGUCUGUUUCACAGUAUAUAUUCCUGUAUGGCUUUGCAAAACAGUAUGGACCAUUGUUUUAUUUCUGUUGACCUUGUUUAUGAUCAAUGUAAGAAAACAAAAUCUAACUUGUGCUGUAUUUUGUAAAACAAAGUUUUGUUUUCUGUAUUUCGUAAAACAAAGUUUUGUUUUCUGUCAUUAUUUGUGUGUGAAAUCAACAUUAGAUCAGUUUCUGGACAAUAAUGUUAUAUUUUACACAUACACAGUACAGGAUUAGUGUUGUGUUGAAAAUUGUUAUAUUAUGUUCUUUUUAUGGUUAUAAUAUUAUCAAGGAUUGGAAUGACUUUAUGUACAUGUAUGUUAUAUAUUUAUGAUAGAAUUAUGUUGAAUCUGAAUUAAAAUAUGUCAUAUAACUGCUAA